AUGCCGUCGUGCAGCAGCGUCCUCGUCUACGUGCGCCCGAUCAGCGGCGAUCCCGACCUCUUUCUCAGCCAGACCGCCGCCUACCCCACCUAUGCCGACUACACAUGGUACUCCGUCAUGGAGACCAACCUGGCACCGGAGUGGUACGCGUUCUGCUGCGGGACGGCCCUGUACACCUCCGGCGAUCGGCUGUACGCCGGCGUCUACGCCUACACGGGGACCGUCUACGAUAUCUUCAUUCGCGCCAACAUGCGGUUGCAAUGCAAGCGGGGGAGCGAGACGUACGAGUGCGAGACGCAGAAUCCGGACCCUGCCGUCACCCCGUGCAACAUCCGCCAGGCCUUCCCCGCAAUCGACGAGAACUACUCGCGACUCGCCUCCGACAGCAAUCCACUGGUGACCGACCACGAUUUUGAGGCGGUGGAGGGCCUCUGGCUGGGGUACCAGGUGAUCAGCCAGACGCCAAUCACCGGCGGCUCCACCGUCUUCUUCUCCUACAAUAUCUCCUCGCAGUGCAACGCCUCCUUCACCAAUCUCUACCCCGCCAACGCCACCAUUUUCAUCGAUACCAACACCAACAGCAGCACCAAGGCGGCGUUCAACCGCGCCGCGGCGCGCAUCAACGAGCUCGGCAACCUCUACAACAACGUCUCCUCCUUCGGCGAAUUCUCCAAAAUCCAGGGCGCCGCCAAGGACUACGUUACCAGUGACGCGUGGUUCGGGUGUAUGCGGCUGGCCAACAACUUCCUCGAUAUCUAUUCGACGACGACCGUCACCGAAACCACCACGCGCUGCUCUCGCCCACAAAACGACCCCGAGUUCGACUCCGAUCCCUGCUGCAAUCCUCAAGCGACGUUCGAGAACAACUGCGUGCCCGGAGUGCAGAAGUACCAGGCGCGCACGUACUCGCCGAGGAAGGAGGCCGUGGAGGAACUCUGCGAGGAGGUGCCCGGGUGCAUCUACCUCUCGCUGAGCGACUACUCGCGCUUCCGCAAGCGAGAGGACGAUCCCACCCGCAGCUGCGCUUCGCUCACCCAAGACGCACGUGCUCCUCUUCGUUCGAUCAACGAUCUGGGCGCGAUCCCAAAUUUGGGGCUCGACUUCGAUUGCAUGGCGCGCACGUCGGGUGUGUACUGCUAUGGCACCUCCCUUAACGACUGCGGACAGACCAACCAAACGUGCCAGUGGGGUUUCUGCGAGACGCCCUACGACAAUGCCGAACAGAUUGACCUCUCCACCAAGUGUAUGGUGAGUUUGAUGGACAAGCCGCUCGAUAACUACCUCCGGACCCUUUGGAACCUGUCGACAUCGGCCUCCAUCGACACUUUCCACUCCGUCUUUCGCAAAGAGCUUGCCCGAGACAAAUGCCGAGGUGGACCGGAGAUCGACGACUACGCCGAGGCCGACUCAGCUUCCGUCUGCCUCAGCACCAAAUCCUGCAACUGGGGCGCCUGCAUGGUCUAUCCCGUCUCCUCAGCCGACCGGUCGGGAUGCGAGGCUGCGUGCCUGAACAAACGUCCACCGUUUGGACCCGACACCGAGGACCACUUCUGCGGCGUCUGCCAGAGCAACUACUCCGAUUCCUGCUUCGAGAUUUCGGAGUGGGAGGGCUGCUACGUGCGGGACCCGGACAUCUUCAACCUGGGCUGUGAUGCGAUCGGGGCCUUCUCCAACGACAUCGAGUUUGAGUGCGUGUACAACGCCACACAGAUGCCCACCGUCAACGCCUGUCUCGACUCGACCUACUGUCCCUAUGUCCGCGAAGAACGAGGGCUCUAUGGCUCAGUGCGCACCGUGUGCGACGGCUACUGCUACGAUCAAACCCUCACCAGCGAAUUCGAGUGCCUCUCCGAGUGCUCGCCCACCCACCAGAACUGCUGGUGGACCGGCACGGUAUGUCGGGUGCACGACUACAUGGACGCGCCGUCGUGCCUGGCCUCCGGGGCCUCGUGGUGGGCCACCCGCGUAUGGAAGCAGGGCGCCCUCCAGACUCAAACCGAAUGCGAAGCCGGCUACUGCUACCCUCAUCUCGGCCUGUAUCAGGGGUACUGCACGGCCUCGUGCCCGGCCAACGUCGGCGGCGCGUGCACGAACGAAACCGAGUGCGCCCAAGCGGGCUUCUGCUCCGACGCCAGGGAGCUCACCCACCCCGACCCCACCGUUUUCAAAGUGGACGAAGCGGGCCUGCCGGGCUGCCCCAACUACACCUUCCAGGGGCGCAAGGGCUGCAUCGACUACACCAUCACCAACACGUCGGCCUGCCUCAGCCUCGUCCUCCCCUACCCCGGCACCACCUCUUGGCAGCGCCCUGCAAGAAACCAAAGCGAAUGCGAGGCUCACGGGAUGGGGUGCUACGAGAUCCGGUACACGCGGUUGUAUUCGUUCAUCGGGUACCCGGGCGAUGUGUUCCUGAGUCCCAAGAACAGCACCAGCUGCACCGCCGUCGGCGGCACCCCCACGCCCUACUACGACUGGCACUCGGGCACCUGGGUCUCCGGUGGGAAGUGGAAGCCACUGCAGUGGAAGCAGCGCGAGUGGCUGUCGCUGAACAGGGAGGUGGUGCAGGACUUCAGCUACGAGGAGUGGUACUACGCGCUCUACCCGGAGGCCUACGUCGAACUAUACUUCCCGCUGCUCAAGUCCGACCAGUACUGCCGGUACAACCGCAUCAUCGACGUCCUGUCCAAGAUCGCCUGCUCGUGCAAAGCCCCCGACGCGUCUGUGGGGAAGACGGCCACCAUCACCAACGCCUCGCCGUGCACGCUCGAACCCCAGAUCCUCGUCGGCGUCUCCACCCUCUGCACAGGCUUCGACUUCGAACUCGACGCUUCGCCGGUGGGGCGGCUGUACAUUGACAAGGACGUGGAGAUCACGCCCAAGUGCGUCGAGGGCCGCGUCUUCUCGAUCAGUUCGUCCCAGCUCCAGCGCAACGAUCCCAAGUUCUUCUUCUCCGACAUCUACGUCCGCACGUUGGCCUCACUCCCCUCCAACUACUCCAUCAUCGAGAACGAACACGAUGUGGUGGUGGGCCAGUUGAUCGGCGACGGCGCACAAUUCCUGUUCUUCGACACGCGCACAGUGGACAAGCCCAGCGGUGCCAUCCUCAACGCCUAUAAAGGCAACAUCACCAUCUGCCUCUUCAAGCGCCCCGACAUCGCCCUCGAGCCCCGCUUCAACCGCUUCGGCUUCGUCGCCGCUGCAAAGGACUUGAGCAUGUUUGAGAUUCAGAGUUGGAAGGUGUGGACGAGGAGGGAGGGCACCGAUAUGCUGGUGUGCGGGCAGCUGCCCUACCCGCUGCCCGUCUCCGACCGGUCGGCCGUCUUUCCGAUCUGGUACGCCGACGAGGGCUGGGAGGACACCACCUUCUACUCGAGCCAGCCGGUCGAGACCGUCUUCUUCUUCUACUUCGCCGUCGGGCUCUACGCGCUCGUGCUCAUCGCCAACACCAUCAUCACCUCCCUCCUCAUCAUCGACUACAAGGAGGAAGUGGGGCGGAUACGGGAGUCGUUGUCGGACACGAGGUGGCACAAGGCCUGGCGCAUGUUCAUCGACUUCUUCGACAUGCCCCGCCUCAUCCACUUCCUCAUCGAAAUCAUCACCAUCGACCGCAUAGUGUACUUUUCGAUGCUGCCGACGGGGGUGCUCAACGACCAGCCGGCGGUGGUGUACAUCCUCCUGGGCGAGGUCCCCAUCUACCUCUUCUUCUCCAUCUACACCGCCCUCGUCUCCUUCUGGGUGGAACUGGUGCACUUCCGGUUGGGGCUGAAGCGGAGCCAGCGGAGCAUCGUGAAGCGGAUCAAGAUGGUGUUCCUCGGGGCCAACAUCUUCAUGUACUGCCUCCUCAUCGCCCUCAUCAUCGUCUUCUCCAUCCUCGAACACUACGCACCCUCCAGCAUGAGCGGGUUCCUGGACGGGGGCGACGCGAACGACUUCCAGACGGCGCGUCAGGUGCUGUUCAUCUUCUACCAGUGCGUGGUGGUGCUGAUGGCGCUGGCGAUCUCCCUCGGCUUUCUCGUCUACGGCACCCGCCUCGUGCUCGUGCUCUAUCGCACCGAGGCCGUCAACAGCAAAUUCUCCAAACUGCGCCGCUCCAAAACCAUCAAGUUCAUCGUCGUGAUGCUGGUGUGCACGGUCUCGCUGGUGAUGCUGUGCGGAUUUCUGCUCUACGCGGCGGCGUCGGAGACGGUCGACGCCAUCGCCGCCAUCGUCUUCAUCAUCCUCGCCGAGAUCCUGCCCCUCACCCUCCUCACCUUUUCCGUCGGUAAAUCCGUGCCGACGCUGUUGUCGUGCUGCGGGCGACUCGACAGGAACCCGACGACGAGCUCGUCGGGCAAGAAGGAGGAGUCCAGAGACCCGGGGCGGGAGGCCGAGCAGCAAUGCGGCGACGGCGACCAGGGCGGGCUCGGCGUCGUCGAAAUGGACCACCGCGACGACAACGACGACGACACCAGCGAAGACGACGACGACGGGCAACAAGUGGAGAUGCAACCCACGCGACACGAGCCCAAGGAGGACAGAGUUGAGAGCGACGAGGUCAAAAUGUAA
Acanthamoeba castellanii str. Neff is the source of this 4545-nucleotide messenger RNA. RefSeq lists its product as uncharacterized. The record is from RefSeq and is a predicted model, not a curated record. Bases 1 to 4545 code for a protein of 1514 amino acids. Gene Ontology annotation, biological process: chemotaxis. The transcript is spliced from 28 exons. NCBI's taxonomy places the organism in Eukaryota, Discosea, Longamoebia, Acanthamoebidae.